Aspergillus aculeatinus CBS 121060 is the source of this 1344-nucleotide messenger RNA. RefSeq lists its product as uncharacterized. The transcript is spliced from 2 exons. NCBI's taxonomy places the organism in Eukaryota, Fungi, Ascomycota, Eurotiomycetes, Eurotiales, Aspergillaceae. Bases 270 to 1151 code for a protein of 293 amino acids. The record is from RefSeq and is a predicted model, not a curated record.
CGGCAUGGCUCAAUGAAACCAGAAGGAGGGAUUACAGCUGUCUGCCUGCGUCACUAGUCAAGACCAGGUACCAGGGUCACACCCGCCCUACUCAGCUGAACGUACAUUGACCCCGCCUUUCAACCGUCAGCCGCAAGUCGCGCAACCGGCACCGGCUUUCCCCUCCAAGAUGGGCUCGCCUGCCCGGCUCACUUCACUUCAGAAAUUUCUUUCCAGAACAACAGGCAGGGACAAAGAAAAACCCAACCAAGACUGAUUUUGAUGUGACGAUGGCCAACCAAACCCCAUACUUCUUCUUCGCGCCCACGUGGGACUACCCGCCGCCGCCCGCCGGGCCCAUCCAGCUGGGCAACGUGCUCACCUCGCUGCACAAACCCGACCAGCCCCUCUUCACCGCAUCCCCGCCCGCCGAAUCCGAGGUCUUUGCCUCCGACAAGACCGGUGUGACCUUCUCGCGCGAGCGCCUGCGGGCUGGGAAAUUCGGGAUCCUCACGCAAUUUCUCUCGUUCUUGGGGGUGGGGGUUGAUGUUGGAGGUGGGUGGGAGAGGAGCGACGAGGAGACCUUCCGUUUCGAGACCAUCACCACCUCGCAAUUCGUGCCCCGAUCUAGCUACAUCCAAGAGAAAUGCAUUGACGCCUCCCCUGUGGUACAGCGGUGGCUCGAGCGAUCCCGCUACAGGAAGCCGCUGUAUCUCAUCGUGGGGUUGAAGGUGGUCCACGGGGCGAAGGCGGGCCGGUCGCGGACCGGGCGGGAGAUCGGCGGCAAUCUGGCGGCCACCGUGGACGGCACCGUGUGGAGUGGCGGCGUGGUUCCGGUGGCUGGGGGCCCGGAGUUUGAACUCACCCGGUCCAAGAAGGUGGGUAUGGACUGGGAGAACGGGGGGGAUUUUGUUCUAGCAUUUCGUGUCAAAAGGAUCAAGGUGGCAAGGAAGACGAACGAGGUGCGCGAGGUGGAGGAUUAUGGCAAAGGGGCCAUGCUGGGGAAUGAGCCCGUAGCACUGGGAGGAUCGCGGGGUAUUUUUGUUCUUGAGGAGGACGAACUGGAAGUGGGCGAUGAUGGGGAAGAGUGGACAGGCAUGCAAAUGACGGAGGGAGACGAGCUCAUUACAGUUGGCGUACCUCGGCUGGAUGGCGCAGCAAGUCUCCAAUGAUUUACCGGCGGAGUAUAUCGCGCAGUGUAUGGUUGAUGAACUCGGGGUCCUUCCCAAAUAGAUUAUCGGAAUAAAGGCUCAAGGCCAUAAAAUGGUAGUCAUCGCGGGCUCGCGAGUCCAGGCUCUUCUCCGCGAUCUUCCGCAGCACGGCUUGCAUUUUCGACCGUCGUUGCAACAGGUACGCAUGCUCGGG